Gloeophyllum trabeum ATCC 11539 is the source of this 768-nucleotide messenger RNA. RefSeq lists its product as uncharacterized. The transcript has 3 exons. The record is from RefSeq and is a predicted model, not a curated record. Bases 1 to 768 code for a protein of 255 amino acids. NCBI's taxonomy places the organism in Eukaryota, Fungi, Basidiomycota, Agaricomycetes, Gloeophyllales, Gloeophyllaceae.
AUGUCAUCCAAAACCCUGAGUAAUGGCACCCUGAGCCUGCGGUUCAUGCAGCGAGCGAAGCUCGUCCAGCAAGCCGAAGCUGAGAAAGCGGAAGUAAAAGACGACUCGCAAUGGGAGAUAUCGAGCAAAGUCAAACAGGCAUGGGGCUUGAGCUCGGGAACGUCACAAGUGUCUGAAGUAGCAUACGAAUCCUCUUAUCUGCCCUUCCUCUUCCCGUCUGCUAGCGAAGGUGCUGAUUCGUCAUCUUCAAACCAUGCGUCUUCUGAGCCAAAAGGCCGUCGGAAGUACAAUGCUAAGGGUCAGGAGGUAGAGGACGAGGUGAAGUCCUCUAAGGACAAGCCCCGCGACUGGUCGAAGAUGUCUAAACGCCCGGUAACGAUAUCGGGCUCUACAGGAACUGUGUUUAAGCCGCAGAAAGAGCAUAAGAAGGAUCACGUCAAGCCAGCGAAGAUGUUGAUACACGAGAACGCGAAGGUUGGCACGGAUCUUAGGGCGGAGCGGUCCGCCUUACGUGCUGAGGUUUCGGCCGCUGCUCCUCCCAAGCCUUCCGUGUUCCUCAAGCCUUCCGGAGUGGAUGACCCAGCACAUGUACCAAGCGCUCCUACGCCAUCCGCUAGUUCGAACGGACAGGGCCACGUACACUCUCAAGGCAAGGCGAACAAGGGCACGGCUAAACGGUCGCUUGACCGGGAUGACGAGUCUCUGGAAGGUGAAGGGCGUUUGCAAGCUGAUAAGAAAAAGCGCAGGAAGAAGAAGAACUCUUCAUAG